CCCCGAUAGCCAUACCCGUAAUGCUGGCACUGGUAGCCAUUAGAAAUAUGAAUGCACGUACAUGUACGUUUUACGGUUGUAUUGGAUGCAGUGCCAGUUUUAUCUCGCAGCGAAGUAUGGAUUGUGGAUUUCAUUGAGGCGAUACUCACAGCUCCCACUCUGAUAUAUCCACAUGAAAUGCCCUGUUUUGAGAAAGCUACCCAGCUACCGGUACCCGACUAUAGCUAGCUAGAAUUGACCCCACUGCAUGUCUGACCCCGAAGAUAACAUCGGAGAGACCAGCAUCCGCCCAAGGAUCCUCUAUGCUUCCAUCUUCGUGUACGUGAGUCUGACAGGAGGUAGAUUUCUCAGUGUCCUCCUGCAAGAUGCGGGCCUUUCGGACAGUCAGAUUGGACUCUGCUUCGCCUCUUCCACUGUGGUCCAGUCUCUCUGUUCCAGCUUUUCGGGUUCCUUUGCAGAUGACUACGAGCGGCGACAUCCAGGUCUGGGUAGAUCCAGGGUUCUAUUGUGUGGGAUCCUCAUGAGUGGAGCAUUAUUUCUACUCCAAGGACUCCAUCAUGUAACAACCAUUCCUGUUGUUUCCACCGUGACCUGGCAUGUGGUGCUUCGCGUCUUGUACGCAGCUUCUACUUCCUUUGUUUGGCCAGUUUUGGAUGGAAUCACCUUGGACUAUUUGAAUGAGCAUUCAGACAAGGCUGAUUUUGGCAAAGAACGAUUGCACGGGGCAAUUUGGUGGGCUAUUACCAAUCUGAUCAUGGGACCCUCUCUGGACCGGCUUGGAUUCUCGAUACUCUACUUGUAUUCCAUAGUAUCACUGGUGGCAGUUGCUGCGACAAUCCACAUCUUUACCAACGCCCAGCUGGCAAGUAGACAAGGGCAAAGGAGACGACAAGACACAGGAAACCAGUUAGGCCAUGACACUAAAGAAAAUAUUGAUGUGGACACAUCCGCGAAGGAUUCUGUGGAAAACCAAGGCAACAGGGAACUUCCCUUGCCCAAGGGGCUGAAGCGGCAAAAAUCACACGUGGUCCCAACGGAUGAGGAAGAUAAUGAAGUAAAAGAAGAAGAAGAAGCACCCGACAAACCUCGUCUCUCCCUGGUGAGCAUUGGCAGCAUGAUCUGUGGCACCACGACUGGGGCCGCGUUUAUGUUUGCAGUGUUUUGCCUCGCUAUUGGUAUGGCCGUGGUAGAGCAGUUGAUCUUUCUCUACUUUGAAGUGCUGGGAAGCUCCUAUACGCUUUGCUCCCUGACGGUUCUUUUGACCGUGCUUUGUGAAAUUGGGUUGUUUGCUUAUGGUCCAGAACUGUUGAACCGAUGGGGGCCUAUCAAGUUGCUUCUCUUGGCCGGGGUCUGUUACGUUCUUCGCGUCAUUGGAUAUUCCCUGGUUCCACAAGGACAACCCUGGUUUGUCCUUUUGUUUGAACCUCUGCACGGUAUCACCUAUGCUUGUGCAUCCAUUAGCUCGGUUGAUUUUGUGGCGCAACUCAUGCCGUCGGGGUACGAAUCAUCCGGUCAAGGAUUGCUGCAUACGUUGCGCGGAUUCGGGAGUGUUUUGGGCGUCCUAUUCGGUGGAAUAGGUGAUGAUUGGUUGGGUCCCCGGACUGUGUAUCGAUGUCUGGCCGCAGUGGUGACGGUGGGGCUUUCCGUUUUGGCUGUGACUUCAUCUUUGAAUGAUACACGAGGAGGACGCUAUGCCAUGGGAGCUGUGACGGAGGAGGACGAAACAGUCAACACCAUCCAGUCUUGCGCUUCGUUAGAGUUGGUAGUGAUAGAGGAAAAGGAUAUCGGUUAAUAAUAGAGAGACGCACCAUCCUGCGUCGUGGCCGUUUUUCAGUAGAGCACCAUAACCAGCACCCACAGCAGGCACUGCCUCUGGCAAUGAAGAAGCGCCUAGCUAGAUACUAGAGGU
This is a messenger RNA of Seminavis robusta, 1909 nucleotides long. The record is from the annotation of a GenBank genome assembly. NCBI's taxonomy places the organism in Eukaryota, Bacillariophyta, Bacillariophyceae, Naviculales, Naviculaceae.